AUGAUGGCUGCAGUGGAUCUUGUACGCGAGCAGCAGCAGGGAGACCUCGCGGCCUGCACUGUCCAAGCGGAGUCCACCGCACCAGGGGCAGGCGCCGCCGACGCUGUGCCGCUCGCCGCCGGCGCCGUGGCGCGUGGCGCGCCGCUGGCCGCAGCUGCGGAGGCCCCGGCACGCGGGCCGGGCCCCAGCGGCCGCGGCGCCAAGCGUCCCGCAGGCGAGCCGAGGCCGCCGCCGCCCCCGCGCCCCACGCACUUCCUGGCAGUCCAGACCGCGAGCCCCCAGUCCACGGCCUGCAUCCAUUCCAUCCAGUCCACGCUCAGCCAGUCCGGUCCGGACUUUGCGGACUGCUGCGUGGACGCGGCGGGGGCGCACGUCACACUGCUGGUCAUGGAUCUGUCGGGCGAGGGGCGGCUGGCGGCAGCCGGGGAGGCGCUCCAGGGCCUGGGGGCGCGGCUGGCUCACGACGGGCUGCUGGGGCCGCUGCAGCUGCAGCUCCUGGGGCUCGGCCAUUUCAGGCGGCAGGUGCAUGGGGGCCAUGCACGCACACGCGCACGUGUGCUGGCGGCGGGGCGCGAUGCCAACCGGGCUUCACAGCCGCUGUCCGCCCAGCGCCUCGCUCUGCGCCCGCGCUCGCGCUGA
This is a messenger RNA of Monoraphidium neglectum, 639 nucleotides long. RefSeq lists its product as hypothetical. Gene Ontology annotation, cellular component: cytosol. Bases 1 to 639 code for a protein of 212 amino acids. NCBI's taxonomy places the organism in Eukaryota, Viridiplantae, Chlorophyta, Chlorophyceae, Sphaeropleales, Selenastraceae. The transcript has a single exon. The record is from RefSeq and is a predicted model, not a curated record. Gene Ontology annotation, molecular function: protein kinase A regulatory subunit binding.